Messenger RNA from Saccharomyces mikatae IFO 1815, 324 nucleotides. It is a transcript of the gene STE18, whose product is annotated as Ste18p. Gene Ontology annotation, molecular function: G-protein beta-subunit binding. Bases 1 to 324 code for a protein of 107 amino acids. Gene Ontology annotation, biological process: G protein-coupled receptor signaling pathway. Gene Ontology annotation, cellular component: heterotrimeric G-protein complex. NCBI's taxonomy places the organism in Eukaryota, Fungi, Ascomycota, Saccharomycetes, Saccharomycetales, Saccharomycetaceae. The record is from RefSeq and is a predicted model, not a curated record. The transcript has a single exon.
AUGUCUGUACUUCAAGAUUCACCACGGCUGCAAAAACCUCAGGAGCAACAGCAGCAGCAGCUUUCGCUGAAGAUAAAACAAUUGAAGUUAAAAAGAAUCAAUGAACUAAAUAAUAAAUUGAGAAAAGAACUCAGUCGUGAAAGAAUUACCGCAUCGAACGCUUGUCUUACGAUAAUAAACUAUACCUCGAAUACAAAAGACUACGCUUUGCCAGAACUAUGGGGCUAUCCCACGACAGGAUCAAACCAUUUCAGAGAGGGUUUAAAAAAUCAAAAAAAUAGUCAGAUGUCACAUUCAAAUAAUGUUUGCUGUACGAUUAUGUAA